This is a messenger RNA of Paramecium pentaurelia, 907 nucleotides long. Lineage: Eukaryota; Ciliophora; Oligohymenophorea; Peniculida; Parameciidae. The record is from the annotation of a GenBank genome assembly.
AUGGUUUAAAGAAAUUAAGAAGAUAUGAUGGAAACAGGAGGAAAUAAAUAUGAAACUAAAAUAAGAGAAAAAAGAUAAAGACAUUUUUUCAAAAGUGGAGCUUAUUAUGAAGGAGAAUGGGUUGGAUAAUAAAGAGAUGGAUAUGGAAUUUAAAUAUGGCCAGAUGGUGCUAAAUAUGAAGGAUAAUGGAAAUAAAAUAGGGCUGAUGGAAAGGGUAAGUUUUGGUAUGUCAGUGGAGAUCUUUAUGAUGGACAAUGGAAAGAAGAUAGAGUUAGUGGUUAAGGAAGAUAUAUUCAUGCUAAUGGAGCUAAAUUUGAUGGAUAAUGGCUUGAUGAUUAACCUCAUGGUUAUGGUAUUGAAAUAUGGAUAGAUCAUUCUAGAUAUGAAGGAUAUUAUAAGUUUGGUAAAAAAGAUGGUUUUGGGAAAUAUUACUGGUGUGAUGGAUCGUAUUUUUUAGGUUAUUGGAAGAGAAAUUAACUAGAGGGAUAUGGCAUAUAUACUUGGUCUGAUAGUAGAGUAAAUUUUCAAUUUAAAUUAGAAAUAUAUGGGAAUGUGGAGUAACAAUUAAAUGAAUGGUAGAGGAAUAUAUACAUGGCCAGAUGGACGUUCCUAUGAUGGAGAAUAUCUCAAAGAUAAAAAAUAAGGAUAUGGUAUUUAUUAGUGGCCAGAUGGAAGAAGUAAAUUUUAAUAAUAUUAUAUUUUAGAAUAUGAAGGAUAUUGGAAGAAUGGAAAAUAAUCUGGAAAAGGGAGAUAUUCAUUACCUACUGGUAAUAGUUAAUUGGGUUUAUGGGAGGAUGGCCGUAGAAUCGAGUGGAUAAAUGAAGAUGAAGAUAUUAAACCAAAGGGGUGGGACCAAUAUAUAUAACCGACAUUAUAAUAAGAUGAAAAAACUCUUACAAAUAAAUGA